Molecule: messenger RNA, 758 nt
Organism: Desarmillaria tabescens
Lineage: Eukaryota; Fungi; Basidiomycota; Agaricomycetes; Agaricales; Physalacriaceae
Exons: 6
Coding region: 89-427 (112 amino acids)
Biological process (GO): protein ubiquitination; ubiquitin-dependent protein catabolic process
Cellular component (GO): cullin-RING ubiquitin ligase complex; nucleus
Molecular function (GO): cullin family protein binding; ubiquitin protein ligase activity; zinc ion binding
Source: RefSeq, a predicted model, not a curated record
CACAGUCACACUUGACUCUUGUCUUCCACCAUCAUUAGCACCGACAGACGCCCGUAUCUUUGACUUUUUACGAUCCAGAACUGCUGCAAUGGCUGACGUCGACGUUGAAAUGGACCCGCCUGUGAAGAAGGAGAAGACCGAAGACAAGAGUGGCAAGCAACGAUUUGAAGUGAAGAAGUGGAAUGCCGUAUCAUUGUGGGCAUGGGAUAUUGUCGUCGAGAACUGUGCCAUCUGCAGGAAUCAUAUUAUGGACCUUUGCAUCGAAUGUCAGGCUAAUCAAGUGUCCUCAACCACAGAAGAAUGUACUGCGGCAUGGGGUAUCUGCAACCAUGCUUUCCAUUUCCACUGCAUUUCGCGGUGGUUGAAAACUAGGAACGUCUGCCCUCUGGACAACAGAGAAUGGGAGCUGCAAAGAUAUGGCCGAUAAACUGUAUACUCAUCGAUUACAUUGUACAAUCACAUACAUUCUGAUGUUUUCCUUCCAUGAGAUCUUUUCGGCAUUGAACGAUGAUGCCGCGAUAGCGAACUGCCAUCUUCGGUCUUGUCCAUGCAAGUCACGCCAAAUGUAUUGAAGCUGUUAACAUCCCGUUAAUUGUUAUGACACCGAAUGUCCGACUGUCGAUUCUCGAAGCUCUCCAUUCAAUUUCGUUGAAUUUCAUGUCUAAUAUACGACAUCGAAGUUGAUUUGAUACAUAGUCAAAUUGACGAUCGUUUAGCAUUCACUCUCUUUUGAGCAUAUAGUUCACUAGUUCAUGGCG